Marchantia polymorpha subsp. ruderalis is the source of this 1160-nucleotide messenger RNA. NCBI's taxonomy places the organism in Eukaryota, Viridiplantae, Streptophyta, Marchantiopsida, Marchantiales, Marchantiaceae. The record is from the annotation of a GenBank genome assembly.
GAAAUUCGUGGCGAGGAGCCAAUGGAGAUAUCCGUCCGUUCCAUGCAUGCGCUACGUAUAUCAAAAGAACUCCAAAGCCGUCAUUACACGAAGACUUUAUCGGACUGCAACGAAAGUCUUCCGCCCGAAGACUUGUACUCUGAUCGAUCAAGGGUCAGCCACUGCAUGCCGCUACGUAUAUCAAAAGAAAUCCAAAGCCGUCAUUACACGAAGACUUUAUCGGACUGCAACGAAAGUCUUCCGCCCGAAGACUUGUCAUAUGAUCGAUCAAGGGUCAGCCAGCGAGCGAGGGAGCGAGCCGUCAGACUCACAGCCCGAGAUCUGAGAUAGUAUACAAAGACGCCAAACACCUCUCCACAACGGAGUCAGUUCAGGAACAAAAAUCGUCAACUUUAAUAUUCCCCCUUCAGCUUGGCUUUCUUCGUGCACUCGGGCACUGAGCUUUAGCUCCAAGUUCCCGCCGUGGGCCUUGUCGAGUUAUCAAGUCUCAGAGUCAGUCACAACGAUAGUGGCAGGACGAUCAGAUCUGACACCAUGCAGACCAAGCUGUUCAUCGUCUUCUCCUUGGCCGUGCUGUUGUCGUCUCUCUCCAUCGUGUCUGCAUAUGAAGUGACGGCGUGGUCGGGGAGGGUAUGUAGUGGCGUCGAGCUCGGAUUUCUAGCAGACGACAACAACACGCCCGGGCUUAGCGCCGUGGAAGUGACCAUAAACGGGCAAUGUAUCACCAUAGACCGAGAUCUCCCCGCGGACUGCGACGUCUACCUCUGCGCUGAUCAAGCCUGCAAUGAUCAGGGAGUCACCGUCGACGGACCUAGGGAAGCCGGACAGAGAGUAGAAGGGCAGAGCUUUUCGGCCAUUCAAGUUGGGUGCCAGUGAAGUAGGCGAGGGCUCUGAUUCGCUGAUUACUAUUAAAAAGCUUCUUCAGUGUCGAUGCGUGUAGAAGUUGGGAGACAGUUUGCAACAUAAUUUCCAGAAGUCAGAUACUCAUUGUUGCUCCUCUUUGGACGGCUCAAAGAAGGUGGACUUCAGCGAACUGUAGUGGCGCUUGUGUGCCGUAGUUUGUCACAGCUUUCAUUGGUCGAUUAGAUCUUUCUUGGCUGGUGAUACUGCACAGACAUGCUACUGUAUGUGAACUUUAUAGACGAGGUUACUACUCUCGG